Messenger RNA from Didymodactylos carnosus, 2220 nucleotides. The record is from the annotation of a GenBank genome assembly. NCBI's taxonomy places the organism in Eukaryota, Metazoa, Rotifera, Eurotatoria, Philodinida, Philodinidae.
UGAUGUGUAUUUUUAGUUUCAAACCGACGUAAAGCCACUAUAUCAAGGUUUUUGAAAUAUCCGCUCUAUACGUAACAUAGCGGUAGAAUGCUUUAAUUUGAGAAUCUUGAUAUAGCGACUUUAGAUCGGUUUGAAACUAAAAAUACACAUCACUACAUGGCCGAUUACCCCUAUCUUGAUCCAUCUUAGGGUCACCCAAGGUCAACUGGCCGAAAUCGGGGCUCUCGAAAGAAUGCUUAUAGCUCCUGAACUGUGAGAGAUAGAUAGUUAAGACUGGUCUAGAAUUGCAGAUCUCGGUUCGGGUUAUCGAUUGCGUUGUUUGAAAACCAAAAUACAUCUUACGAUCCAGGGACGAUGAUCUUGUAGACUUUGCAUCGAAAGUCUUACCGUGGUAAACCUUACCUGGAAGCCUAGUCUUUGCAUACGCUUACGUCCUCCGAUGUUCUCUAUCCAGCGGUGAAAACCACAUGUCUAUAGCUCUUUCCCUUUAAAAGUUAUGAGCAAGUAAACUCAUAUUUCUUUAAAUAGACAUCGGGAAUGAAGGGGUUAAGUUAUCAUACUCACGGCGGUUAAAAAACUCAUCAUCAGAUAGUAUUUUUUCCUACCUAAUUUGUUCGUUGUUGUAUUUAUCGUAGCGUACAAUCUGGUAGUGGUCAACUUGUGGCUAGUCUCUAUACACAACGACAAGUUUCAUAUAUAGGAAAAUAUUUAUUAGAUACAACAACAACUGCUAAUCAUAAUUUACUUUAUUAUUCAUCUAAAAAAUUAAAACAAUUACCACAAAUAUUAUCACAUGAUCUAUUUGAAUUAAACAAAAAUUUAUUUUAUUUAUUAUCCGGUACAAUAUAUUAUAAUGGAAUCAUUGGUGUCAUUGCAGAGGGUAUACCAUUUACAAUUCUACUCAUAAAUCAAGGUGGUAUAAAACUUGUUCCACUAAUUUAUUUUUAUCAACUAUUUUUUUCAAUUAUAACAUUUUUCAUCACAAUACCAUAUCAUCGUUCAAAUCUAAAAUUUGAAAAUUUAUUUACAUUAUUUAUUAAUCAACAAAAACGUAUUGAUUUACAAGCAGAACAAAUUGCAUUAUCUGAUCAAAAUGUUAUUGAUGUAGAACAAAAAAAUUUAAUAGAAAAAUUAGAUCAAAGUGUUAAUGCACAAUAUAUAUCUGGUCGAUGGUAUGGCUUAUUAGCUGGUUGUUCUGCACUUUGUAAUUGGUCUGGUACAAUUAUUAAUUAUGCUGUACCAGCAUUUAUUUAUUUUCAUUUAAAUGGAUCAAAUAUUACACCAGAACAAGCUACGAAUAUUCUAACAUUAACAGUAUAUAGCAGUUAUUUACAAGGUAAAUUAUCAAAUUUAAACUCUUAUGGUCCACCAUGGUCACAAAUUUGGACAUUAGGAACAAAGAUUUCAGCAACAUUAGAUCAACUACGUUCCAUAUCAAAUCUCCAUCAUCAUCUAUCUACACAAGAACUUUCAUUAAGUCGACGUCUAUACAUUACUUCACCAUCAUCUCCAAUUACACUAUCAUUAUUCAAUGUUGAUAUUCGUAUACCAUCAACAGAUGUAUCAUCAGUAUCAUCACUUAUACUUGUUAAACACUUAAAUUUUACAUUAACUAAUGAUUCAUCACUUAUAAUUACUGGAUCAAGUGGUUGUGGAAAAAGUACAUUGAUAAGAUUAUUAGCCGGACUACAUUACAAUUUACCAUCUUCGAAUGAGAGGAACAGUCAAAUAAAAAUUUUAAAUAGAAAUCAAAUGAUUUUCUUACCACAAAAAUUACAUUUAAUUGCAGGUACAUUACGUGAACAAUUAUUAUAUCUAAAUCAAGCUAAAUCAUCAUGUUUAAACACAACAACACAAUUACAUGAUGAUCAAUAUAUUUUUAAUUUAUUACGCAAAGUUAAUUUAUAUUAUUUAAUUGAACGUUAUACAUUAGAUUCCACAUCUAAAACACCACAUCAAUGGUCACGUCUAUUAUCAAUUGGUGAACAACAACGUUUAAUUAUUUGUAGUGCACUAUUAGCUGGUAGUAAUAUAAAAUGUUUAAUAUUAGAUGAAACAACAAGUGGAUGUGAUCGUCAAACAGAAGAAUCUGUAUAUCAUUUAUUAAAAGAGAAACAAAUACAAUAUAUAAGUAUUAGUCAUCGUUCAGAUGAAUUAGCUAAAUUUCAUACACAUCAAUUAAAAAUAAUACAAAAUAGUUUUGAAUUUAUAAAAUUAUGA